UACGGUCCCGGCGUCUACGGCCCUGGUGUCUACGGCCCCGGUGUGGGCGUGGGCGUGGGCGGUUAUGGCGCGCCUGCUGCCCCCGCGGCUUACAACAGCUACCCGAGCACGAACGGCGGCGGUGCCACAGCAAGUGCGUCAGCGACUGCGAACGCCAACCGCGAGCUCCGCUCGCAGGAAUGA
Molecule: messenger RNA, 183 nt
Organism: Phytophthora sojae
Lineage: Eukaryota; Oomycota; Peronosporomycetes; Peronosporales; Peronosporaceae
Exons: 1
Source: RefSeq, a predicted model, not a curated record